This is a messenger RNA of Paramuricea clavata, 948 nucleotides long. The record is from the annotation of a GenBank genome assembly. NCBI's taxonomy places the organism in Eukaryota, Metazoa, Cnidaria, Anthozoa, Malacalcyonacea, Plexauridae.
AUGGCGCAACGUCAGAGAAUAUCACAAGAAGACAAGGAACGGUUGGUUAGUGCAUUCGAAGAACAAGAUCAAGACUACCUGGCUUUGGUUGAUACUGUACGUCAGCAUUGAAUCGCUCAACUACCACGAAUAUGAUCACUCGAUAUCUGCGCGAAGAACAACCACGUGGAGGAUGCCUCAAUGUUCGAUUUGAUGCAGAUAUGACAAAAUGCUAUUCAAAGAAUUGUAGAUGAAGAUUGCACUUUGUCACUACGGGCCAUAAAUACAGAAUUACGACGUCGAAUGCCUGAGGAGCCAAAAGCUCAUGAAAAAACUAUUGGUAACAUUUGGACGGAAUGCUGUACUCGUUAACAUGCUGAUCGUAACAUGCCAGAUGUAAUUGAGGGACGCCACGAAUGUGCUAACUGGUUCUUAGAAGAAGCGAAUAUUCAUCAUCCUGUUUUCAUCAACGAAUGUGGUUUCAAUAUCUGGACAGCCAGACGUUAAGGACGGGCUCGCGUUGGAGAGCGUGCUUAUCGCCAGGUGUGCUGACAAAAGGGACGCAACCUUACCAUUUGCCUGGCGCUAUCUCAAGUCUUUUGUUUGGUGCAUCACACCAUUCAGAUGGGUGGGAUGACCAAUGAUUCCUUCGCUAAGUUUCUCGCAGGUACUGCUACCCACCUUGAUGAAAAUGAAACUCAAUAUCUCAUUUUCGAUGGAGCACUAGCACAUCGCCGACCCGAGCAACCUGGAGACAACGUACAUAUGCGUAUAUUGCCACCAUACUCACCAUUCCUAAAUAUUGUCGAGCAAGCUAUAAGGCUGAAGGCCAGCAUUAAGGCAGAUAUUUCAUGCCAUGCUAUGCAAGAACGCUUUGCCGAAAGAAAUGCGGCAAGAAAUGCCCACCUUCCCCUUGGUGAAUACAGAAAACAAUUGCUUGUUCAAGCUGUUGAAAGAAAUAUUGGAUAA